Messenger RNA from Priapulus caudatus, 1582 nucleotides. RefSeq names its product translocation protein SEC63 homolog. Gene Ontology annotation, cellular component: Sec62/Sec63 complex. Bases 203 to 1516 code for a protein of 437 amino acids. Gene Ontology annotation, biological process: post-translational protein targeting to endoplasmic reticulum membrane; SRP-dependent cotranslational protein targeting to membrane. The transcript is spliced from 9 exons. The record is from RefSeq and is a predicted model, not a curated record. Gene Ontology annotation, molecular function: transmembrane protein transporter activity; RNA binding. Lineage: Eukaryota; Metazoa; Priapulida; Priapulimorpha; Priapulimorphida; Priapulidae.
UGUCUAAUUGAUAACAGACAAGCUAAGUUACAUUACUCUGGCCAAGUAACCAUCACUGAACUUUCCGAUGUAGCGACAACACGACAACAGUUACUUUUCUCCCCCCACUCGGGGGCUGACAUCUUUAAUCACAAGAGCGUUCGGUCAGCGCCGUCUAGCGACCGCUGUGCGCCACCACGAAAGUUGACGUCACCUAAACAACAUGGCAGGGGCAAAGUUCGAGUAUGAUGAAUCCGGCUCGACGUUUUACUAUUUCGUGGCGUCGUUCACGGCCCUGAUUCUUCUGCCCAGCACCUACUGGUGGUGGCCGCGAGCAGAGGAACAAGGUGAGUCGAAGGUCGUUGCCGGGGACCCUUCAGGUUGCUCGCGAUAUAAAAUUAGUAAUGACAAAGGGGCGUCGGUCGGCGAGAUCAAGAAGCAGUAUCGAGAGCUGAGCCGCGUCUAUCACCCGGACAACAAGGACACGGGCGACGAGCGAAUGUUCAAGCAGAUCGCGAAGGCGAAGGCGGCGCUGACGGACGAGGAGUCGCGGAAGAACUGGGAGGAGUACGGAAACCCGGACGGACCCGGGGCUAUGACGUUCGGCAUCGCCCUUCCUUCGUGGAUCGUAGAGAAGCAGAACUCCAUCUUUGUGCUGGCCGUCUACGCUCUCGUCUUCAUAGUGGCGCUACCUGUAGUCGUCGGCACCUGGUGGUACCGGACGAUCAAGUACAGUGGGGAGCAGGUGCUGCUGGCGACAACACAGAUGUAUUUCUACUUCUUCCACAAGACUCCACACAUGAUCCAACGCAGGGUGCUCAUGAUCUUGGCGGCAUCGAUGGAAUUUGAGAGGAGCCACAACCCCGAAAUACAGGAACGCGAGAGCGACAAUAUAGCAUUACCUCAGUUGAUCAAGGAUCUUCCGUACCUCGGCGAGAAGAGCAAGGAGCGUCCAUUCUGCUAUCCGUACAGCGUAAAGGCGAGGGCGCUGCUGCAUGCUCACUUGUCACGGCUGGAUCUCCCGCUCGAGACCCUUGAUCAGGAUCAGACUUCUGUAAUAAACAGGAGUUGUCCUGUCACGGGAUUGCAAGAAGCACAGAAGGAUGACAUCAUGACGGUCAUCUUCUCUCCGGCUUCUUCUUUUCCUCUCCCGGGUUUUCCCAUUCUUCUCUAUCUGCCUUCUCCACGCCUUGGGCUUCUCUCCUUGUUCUGGGUNUGGUGGCUGUACGUCGCAGACCGGCGGCACCGCGCGCUCGUCACCGCACCCUACCUAGUCACGAACCUCAUCACAGAGGAGGAGGUGCUGCUGAAAUUCGCCGCGCCGAGCCGGCCGGGCGUGUACACUUACUCCGUGAUAUGCCGCAGCGAUUCGUACGUCGACACAGACAUCUACAAACACAUAAAGCUGGAGGUGAAGGAGGCUAGACAGGUGGAGGACCACCCUCAGUGGGACAUCAGCGACGACGACGACGACGCCAAGGAGGAGGACGUGACGGACGCGUCCGACUACACGACCGAUUCCGACGACUCCGACUAGACGCGCGCCGGCGGCGCCACCUGUCCGCGGGACCGCGAGUUACGCGCGCGCGCGCGGCGUGGGGCG